Messenger RNA from Ananas comosus (pineapple), 3066 nucleotides. Its product is annotated as protein MEI2-like 2. The record is from RefSeq and is a predicted model, not a curated record. The transcript is spliced from 13 exons. Lineage: Eukaryota; Viridiplantae; Streptophyta; Magnoliopsida; Poales; Bromeliaceae. The coding region runs from base 240 to 2753 and encodes 837 amino acids. Gene Ontology annotation, molecular function: RNA binding.
UCCAUCUCUCUCUCCCCCACCCCUCUCUCUCUCCUCUUUCUCUCUCUCUCUACUUCUCUACUCUUUUGUAGUUCCUCCCCCUCCAAUCAUCGCCUCGACUCCUCCUCCCCCUCGUCGAACGAUCGAGCAAUGGUGGGAGCGGAGGAGGGGAAACCCUAGGAUUCCCCUCUACUACUGAUCGCGGCGGCGUAAGCGGGCUCUUCGAUCUGAUUCUGGAGUUUUGCGAUCCCGGAAAUACAAUGAACAACUCUUGGGGCUACCCACUUCAAUCAGGAACUUCAAAUAUCCCAUCCAUGAAGUCUAGUCUGAAGGUUGGAAGCAGCACAUGGGGAGUUCUACCAGGAUUAGAUGUCGAUAAUGGGUCCAGUGAUGUUAGCCUCUUCUCGAGCUCAUUACCUGUUCUUCCACAUGAGAAAUUUAAUUUUGCAGAUUCAGUUCAUGCUGUCCAAGCAACUCAUGAUGCUUCCUCCAAACUGAAAAAAAUCAAUGAUGAUAUGGAGGUAAAAGAUCCUACCGAUGAUCUUAAUCUCCAACAUAUUGGGAAUUUAUUACCUGAUGACGAAGAUGAACUCCUGGCUGGGAUAAUUGAUGAUUUUGAUCCUAUUGGAUUACCGAAUCAAGUGGAGGAGUUGGAGGAGUAUGAUGUUUUCGGAAGUGGAGGGGGGAUGGAGCUGGACUCAGAUCCUAUUGAUAGCAUCACUGUAGGCAUGGCAAAUGCAAGCAUAACUGAUGGGCACACAGGAAAUGGGAUUAAUCAGUAUGGCCUUCCAAAUGGUGUUGGAACUGUGGCUGGGGAACAUCCCUAUGGCGAGCAUCCUUCUAGAACAUUAUUUGUUAGAAACAUCAAUAGUAAUGUUGAAGAAUCAGAAUUGCGUGAAUUGUUUAAGCUAUAUGGAGAAAUUCGGACUAUAUACACUGCAACCAAACAUAGAGGAUUUGUGAUGAUAUCGUACUAUGAUAUUCGAGCCGCUCGAAAUGCUAUGCGCGCAUUGCAAAAUAAGCCUUUAAGGAGGAGGAAGCUUGAUAUUCAUUUUUCGAUCCCCAAGGAUAACCCAUCGGACAAAGAUAUGAACCAAGGAACUCUUGUUAUUUUUAAUUUGGAUCCAUCAGUUUCUAAUGAUGAGCUUCGUCAAAUUUUUGGGGCUUAUGGGGAAGUAAAGGAGAUAAGAGAGACACCGCACAAACGACACCAUAAAUUUAUUGAGUUCUACGAUGUUAGAGCAGCUGAAGCUGCCCUUAGGGCGUUGAACAAGAGUGACAUUGCUGGCAAGAAAAUCAAGUUAGAACCAAGCCGUCCUGGUGGAGCUCGUCGAAAUUUGAUGCAGCAUCUGACCCAUGACUUGGAACAAGAUGACCACAGAAUCUACAGACAUCACGUUGGUUCUCCCAUUACCAACUCUCCUUCAGGUUUGUCUGGGACAUGGGCACAAUUUAGCAGUCCAACUGAUAACAGUCCGUUGCAAGCAUUCAGCAAAUCUCCAAACGGAAUGAGCCCUAUCGGGAGUAACCAUUUCUCUGGACCAGCUUCACUUCCUCCCCCUGUUUCAAACUCUAUGAAGAUUGCACCAAUCGGGAAGGACCCUAAUAGGACUAACCAUUCUGACCAACAACUACUUUCUAAUAGCAAUUCGUCGUUUGGAAUUGCGAGCUCAAGUCCGGGAACUAUGUCUUCUUUUGGCCCAUCAACUUCGACUGUGUCUAAUAUUGGUACAUUGACAGGGCCCCAGUUUCUCUGGGGUAGUCCAAAACCUUAUUCGGAGCAUUCUCAAUCUUCUUCUUGGCAAUCACCACCAAUGGGGCAAUCAUUCUCGUCCAAUGUUCAUUCACAAGGGCAGAACUUCCUAUACGGAAAUCGACAAACUGCAUUUCACCAUCUUGUGGGUUCUGCUCCUUCCGGUGUACCUUUUGAUAGUAACUUUGGGUAUUUUCCUGAGUCACCCGAGGCGCCUUUUAUGAGCCAGGCCAACUUUGGAAAUCGAAAUGGAGGGGGCCUCAUGAUGAACGUGGGUGCUAGAGCAAAUAUGAACUUGGGGACGAAUUUGCCAGAUAAUAACUCACCAAAUUUUAGAAUGAUGCAAUCACAGAGACUAGGGCAGACAUUGUUUGGCAAUGCUCCUUAUCCUGGACUUGGUUCGAUCGGUUUUGAGGGUUUAGCUGAGCGAGCCCGAGGUCGACGAGUUGACAACAAUGGGAAUCAAGCUGAUAGCAAGAAGCAGUAUCAGCUUAACUUGGAGAAAAUUGUCAACGGCGAAGAUACGCGGACAACGCUUAUGAUAAAAAAUAUUCCAAAUAAGUAUACCUCGAAGAUGCUUUUAGCAGCCAUUGAUGAAAAUCACGCUGGAACUUAUGACUUUUUCUACUUGCCUAUCGAUUUUAAGAAUAAGUGCAAUGUUGGCUACGCGUUCAUAAACAUGGUAUCCCCUGCAAACAUCGUCUCCUUCUAUGAGGCAUUCAAUGGGAAGAAAUGGGAGAAGUUCAAUAGCGAGAAGGUUGCCUCAUUGGCAUAUGCCAGAAUCCAGGGAAGAGCCGCACUUAUCUUGCACUUUCAGAAUUCGAGCUUGAUGAAUGAAGACAAGCGAUGCCGCCCUAUUCUCUUCCAUUCGAAGGGAACAGAUACUAGCAAUCAGGAGCCUUUCCCAUUGAAUGGUAUAAACAUCUGCAUGCGCCAGCAAGAUGGGACCGUAAUGGAAGGCGAUAUACCUGAAAGUCCGGAAACAAGCUACUUAGAUGAGAAGCCAGAAGCUAUCUUUUAGCCGAGAAGUGGCUUUGGAAGGUAAGUAAAUAAGCACAAAAUACGUGGGGUGUCGCGGUAAUCUAACUGUUGGAUAGGUAUUUAAGUGUAUAAAUCUGAGGAAAAUUUGCCUGUGUGCGAUUUUAUGAAGGGGUGUGUCCACUUUUGGAGUGAAAAAGAAAUGGAUGCGCCAAAGUAUUUGUCCAAAACUGUAAAGGGGAAAGCCGAGUUUUAGUGGUCGUCCGCAUUUUGUAUAGAUAAACUGAAGUUUAUUUUAGUAAUCUGUAAAUAAUAACUGUGAAGUGUACAGAUCUGAUGUUCCUUUUGUUCUUGUA